AUGCUGAGUGAUCCCACCGACGGUGCGGUGUCGCGCCUGGGCGCGCCCAGCACGGAACCAUCUUCCGACGUAAUCCAGCCCUCUAGCAUGGGGAACCCUAAGAUCCGGAUUCCGCGCUUAAGGACCGCCCCCGUCACAACUCACCGCCCACGCAUCAGCCGGGCGUGUGCCCCCUGUCAUCAGAGGAAGACCAAAUGUGACGGCCAGAAGCCUCAAUGCAAACAAUGUCGUCAAUUGGCUAUCCCCUGUACGUAUGUGGGGUCAAAACGAGAACGACAAAAGUGUGCCCUGGCAUCCGUCCAAGCGAGGGUCCAGUCUUAUGAGUCUCUGUUGCAACAAAUUAUUACGGAAAGCAGCGAGGAUCCAUCCAAGUUCAAGCUGAUUGAAGAACUGAUCACGAGUCUAUCCUACAAUCUAGAUAGGAUCACAGAUCGACGAGAAGAAAAGCUACUUAGCAAGAAAUUAUAUGCCGAAAUACAGCGUCUAUGGGAGAUCGAAAAACAUAUCGAGAGUCUUCCUACUGCGCAGUCCAGCAUACUGAUUGGACUACUCUGUUGCACGUUCGGCUUAGACAGAUUCGGCACCCAGUAUAUUAUGCAUGGCGCUCAGCUGUGCCUAAAUUUAGGUCUACAGCAUGAGUAUCCCUCAUACCUUUAUGACGAUGCACCGGACGAAGAUGGACGGCUCGCUAGGUGCCAUAACCUUGCUUCUCAAGUUUACAGAAAGGUACCAGCCUGGAAAGAGCCUCCGCCCGUAAAAUUCUCCCCAGUUGAAGCGGCAGGAUUAGAUGCAGGUGUUGAAUGGAGUCCCUAUCCGUUCACCACUCCUAUUUCCCAGCCAUUCUUCUUCACGGCGGCGUGCUUCAGGUCUGACCUUGUUACUAUAGUUCAUCACAUUGCCAAAUUUGCCCUUAAGUUUCCAGAUGCGGUCAUGGGCAAUGAAGAUUGGGAUGAAUAUUACCAUGCAACGAUUGCAUCUCUCUGCCAGAUCUUUUGUGCAAACUUGGGCUCGACGGAUGACCAGAUUCCGAAUCCAGAAGAGUUUGAUCCAUACACAAUAGUGUCGCAGGCUUUGGAUGCCAUGGGUUCCUUGAUAUUGCUAUUCAAACGCUGUCACGGGUGGAAAUCCCUCCCGGUUGUUAUGCUGCAUUAUUUCUGUGUCGCAGGGGUUCACUCAAUCUCGAAAUUGAAUGCCCAUGACCCGAUGUGGAGCUAUGUUCUAGAGGAUUGCGUCGUGGGCCUGUGGCACAUGAGCUUAGGGUGGGGCCGAUUAUGUACCGCAUUUCUUCGGACGAUCGAACUGGUCUUGAAACAGAGUAAUCCGGACCCAUCUCUCGUGCCUUCUAGGGUCGUCGAGAUCUUCAGGCAACUCAACGAAGGCGAUCUGUGGACGGUGACGGACAUAUCAUCCCUGGCGGCCGAUUAUGUGGUUCACCAAGUGGCUACUCAACCGAAGUCGAGUUCGAGCUCAUGGUCUGCGUAUCGCUCCCAAGGCUUGCAGAGUCUUAUCCAUGACAUGGAUAGCCUCUCCGUCAAUCUCAGCUCUGAAUCCCCAGAGUCCCUUGCAUCCGUCAAGGAGCCCUAUGACUCUCGCAGUUCCGAAAAUCCUGACAUGCGAGAUGCCUAA
Molecule: messenger RNA, 1626 nt
Organism: Aspergillus pseudonomiae
Lineage: Eukaryota; Fungi; Ascomycota; Eurotiomycetes; Eurotiales; Aspergillaceae
Product: putative C6 transcription factor
Exons: 4
Coding region: 1-1626 (541 amino acids)
Biological process (GO): regulation of DNA-templated transcription
Molecular function (GO): zinc ion binding; DNA-binding transcription factor activity, RNA polymerase II-specific
Source: RefSeq, a predicted model, not a curated record